AUGACGUCCUUACUCAGCAUCGGACAGCGCCUUAAAGGCCGCCUUUCGACUUAUUCAAUCGUAAAGGAGCUUCACAGGGCUGCCGACCAAGGCGCGGUGUUUCUCGCAACGAAUCACGACGGCAAGAAGUGCAUCGUCAAAAGCAUCAAGGGCCACUGGCGUCUACAAAAUGAGGCAGAUAUCCUCAAACGUUACCAGGGCAGAACCCCGUUUCUUCGUCCGCUCCUGGACGAGAUUGUCGAGCCCUCAGACCCGCCUUCAAUUGUCCUUAAGCACUUAGAUACCGACCUCCUGACUGAGUCCAAUCGCAAGAGGUUAUCGCGCCCUGAAAUCAAACAGGUUGCCAAAUGCGUUCUCCAGGCUCUUAAGGUAUUGCACGAAGACGGAAUGGUCCAUACAGAUAUCAAGCUGGACAAUAUCUUUGUCAACUACGGCAAAAACCAGCGAUUCAGCGAGAUACAAUUAGGUGAUUGUGGCGGCGUGGUGUCCCAGGACUCCGAGUUCGCCAAGGGCCACCUCAUCGGCGCAGGCUUCACUCGAAGCCCAGAGGCCACAUUCCAAAUUCCAUGGGGAACCGCCACAGAUAUAUGGUCAUUUGGCAAUGCUAUCCUGAGUCUCCUCUAUGGCGGCAACUACCAUCUCUUCAACCCCGCCAUCGACAAGGUCCGUCCCGAAGACGACUUGUACGAACUCACUGUGCUCAAGCGCAUGUACAAGUUCUUCGGCCCCUUUCCACGAUCGUACGAGGACUUCAACGACGAAGAGACCAUGAUAUUUGUGAACCACCUCAACAGCCAGGGCCCACCCGAAAAGCCCUUUCACCUGGUAACCAAGAGGGAAAUUCCGCCGGCGGACAACGUGUUCAUACGCAAGAUCAUGAAGCUGGAUCCACGCGACAGGCCCACGGCGGAGCAGCUUCUGCAGGAUGAGUGGUUUACCGAGGAGUCGGAAGAUACAAGAGAUCCACUUCCUGGGGAGAAGGGAGAUACCUCCUAA
Molecule: messenger RNA, 996 nt
Organism: Thermothelomyces thermophilus ATCC 42464
Lineage: Eukaryota; Fungi; Ascomycota; Sordariomycetes; Sordariales; Chaetomiaceae
Exons: 5
Coding region: 1-996 (331 amino acids)
Biological process (GO): protein phosphorylation; mitotic DNA damage checkpoint signaling
Cellular component (GO): cytoplasm; nucleus
Molecular function (GO): protein serine/threonine kinase activity; ATP binding
Source: RefSeq, a predicted model, not a curated record